CCCUCCUUCACUACCAACUCUUUACUACCUUUUCGCCACUAUCUCUGCUCACCACUACUGUCCUACCUUUGCCCUACUAACCCUUCCACUACAUCUCCUAUUUGCAUCGAAUGCUUGCACGCCCUCGAAGAUCCCAGACCCCACUAUGGAGCAAGACAACAUCUACCACCAGUCCCUCCUCCCGGCUCCGACUGGCGGCGCAGAUGAAGGACCCAAUGGAGCCAUUAUCAACGUGGGCCAGGCAAAGCGCCCCAAGAGCAAGGUCGCCUGUAAUGACUGCCGCGUGAAGAAGGCCAAGUGUGACGCCGAACGCCCCCGCUGUGCGCGCUGUGUAAGUCAUGGGUUGCCAUGCGGGUAUAUCUCCAAUGAUCAAGAAGAGACGGCAGGCGAGGCCAUGAAGCGGCAAUAUGAAGAUCUAAAGAGGACUACCAGCGUAUAUCAAGAGAUAGUGACCCACCUGUCUACUUCAAACGACGUUACCGGAACUACUCGACGCCAACUGCAGUCGGUUUCGGACCCUGCAGCACUUCUUCAAACACUUCGCGGACAGCCGGAAGCGAGCUCAUCCAUGGGAAUGCUUCCCGGUAUCCAGUCGUAUGCCGAGUUCAAUCUGGCUGUCAACCAUCCCACGUCUUUUCCGCUCUUGGGCAGGUCCGCCGACAUGAGCAUUGCACAGCAUCCUCCUACCAAUCUCCCAGGAGAGCGAUCUACAGCUGGCAAUGCAAUUGCUGGGACUAGCUCAACACCACAAAACACCCUCCCAGAGAGCAGCAAAGGGAAGGGAGCUGCACCGCCCGGCGAUGGGCGGCCCGGUGGCCAGCCCCUGCAGCCUACGAACGCGCUGAUCCCGCCGUACUCGUCCUCGCUCAGUGAGAGUGUCCCGAUCUGCGAUGAGAGACUUGCUCAGCUCGACAUCCGUUACUGGACGCGCGUACCCAUCUCGAACCAAGACGCUGCUAAGGUCAUCUCAUUGUACCUCCAGAACGAUCAGCCGAUUCUCGGUCUAUUCGAUGCAGACCUGUUCCUUUCCGACCUCAUCGCCAAGAAGUUUGAGUUCUGCUCACCUUUCCUGGUCAGCAGCCUGCUUGCGUGGGCUUGUCAAGGAUACACAGCCUUCGAUGUAGCCUUCAGUGAGACGAGUGAGAAGUUCUUCGUUGAAGCGCACACGAUGUACCGAGGAGAAAAAGCUACAGAUCGGCUGACGACAGUUGCUGCGCUUUAUCUUCUUUGUGUGGCAUGUAUUGCGCGAGGUCGACCUGAGCACGCAGCUCGAUUCAAGGAGAACGCCCGCGGGAUGGCCACGAGGUUGAAGCUCAUAAACGUUGAAGGUCCCCUGCCCCCUCUUAUGGACCUCGGCCUCUCUCCAGAGCUGCAGCGCGCAACGGCACACGCAGCAUGGGGAGCAUUCAAUUACGAGACGCUUUGUGUCUUAGCUGGACUUAGUACUCCAAUCGAAUUCGCUCCCAGGUUCCCGAUUCCCGGUGUCCCAGACAACAGCGACUGGCAUGUGCAUCCUGCGCCUUCAUACAUGGGGGCUACCUUCGUCGCUUUUUGCCAGUUCUGGAAGGUAGCAUCCGAGGUAUUCCUCUUCUACCGCUUCAUCGACAUGGAGUCUACCUCGGAGCGGCCGCCGUUGGCCUUUGCCCACGCCAAGUUUCAGCUGCUGCUGUCGAUGACUGGCCGGCUCCCUCGUGUAAUGGACAGGCGAGAGGAUACUCCCGGCCAUGCUCUUAUCUUCCAGAUCUUUUUCCACUCCUUCAUCCUGGAUCUCUUCCGACCCUUUCAUGGCCAGAGCACCGACAUCGACCAAACCUCUGCAGGCGCCCCAGACGCCAUAGUAUCAGCCUCUGUCAAGCAACUUAAGCUGCUUAUCAUCCACUAUCGCGCAAAUCAGCAGUCGGCAGCUAGUUGCAUCUGGUGGAACAUAGCUCUGGGCUACGUCGCUAAUGCGGUGGUCAAAGACAAGGAAGAUCCGGACAGAUACUUCUAUUUCACGCUGGCGAUCCAGUGCUUCCAGGACCAGUACCGGGCGUUCCGCUAUGCAGAGCCCACCACCUUAGGUCUUUUGGCACUCGGUGUGGAGGCGGACCUCAUUUCCAUCUCGGAAGCAAAGCGGAUCAAGGCACAGCUGGAGGAGAAGGGUAAGCACCACCAGGUGUUGGAGCAGGCCAAGGCUGCUUUCUGGGUGGAUCUGGACCUUGCAGUUACAGCUCCUGAGCAGGCGCAAGUAGACAGUGUGGCUCGGAGGUUGGAGGAGUUAACAAUCUUUAAUGAUUUGGUGGAUAUUUAG
Messenger RNA from Trematosphaeria pertusa, 2290 nucleotides. RefSeq lists its product as uncharacterized. The record is from RefSeq and is a predicted model, not a curated record. Gene Ontology annotation, biological process: regulation of DNA-templated transcription; DNA-templated transcription. Bases 146 to 2290 code for a protein of 714 amino acids. Gene Ontology annotation, molecular function: zinc ion binding; DNA-binding transcription factor activity, RNA polymerase II-specific; DNA binding. The transcript is spliced from 5 exons. Lineage: Eukaryota; Fungi; Ascomycota; Dothideomycetes; Pleosporales; Trematosphaeriaceae.